Plasmodium relictum is the source of this 3069-nucleotide messenger RNA. RefSeq names its product AP-1 complex subunit gamma, putative. Gene Ontology annotation, molecular function: clathrin-cargo adaptor activity. Gene Ontology annotation, cellular component: AP-1 adaptor complex; membrane coat; Golgi apparatus. NCBI's taxonomy places the organism in Eukaryota, Apicomplexa, Aconoidasida, Haemosporida, Plasmodiidae. The record is from RefSeq and is a predicted model, not a curated record. Gene Ontology annotation, biological process: receptor-mediated endocytosis; Golgi to vacuole transport; intracellular protein transport. The coding region runs from base 1 to 3069 and encodes 1022 amino acids. The transcript is spliced from 4 exons.
AUGUCAAUAAAAUUAAGAGAGUUAAUUCGAAAUAUAAGAAGUUGUAAAACUGCUGCUGAAGAAAGAUCAGUUGUUGCUAAAGAAUGUGCAUUAAUUAGAACUGCUUUUAAAGAGGAAGAUAAUAUUUAUAGGCAUAGAAAUGUUGCUAAACUAUUAUUUAUAAAUAUGCUAGGUUAUCCCACUCAUUUUGGGCAAAUAGAAUGUUUAAAAUUAAUUGCAUCAAAUAAAUUUUCUUAUAAAAGAAUUGGAUAUUUGGGAUUAACUAUACUUCUAGAUGAAAAUACUGAUAUUUUAAUGCUAGUAACAAAUUCCAUUAAGAAUGAUCUGAGAAAUAGUAAUCAGUAUAUUAAUGGAAUAGCCUUAUGUGCUUUAGGAAAUAUUGCAAAUAGUGAAAUGUGUUCUUCCUUAAGUCAUGAAAUCCUUGAUAUGAUAAAUAUUAAUAACCCCUACAUAAAAAAGAAAGCAACCAUGUGCGCCAUUCGUAUAUUAAAAAAAACAAAUGAUAUAGAAGAUUUAUUUUUAGAUAAAAUCAGUAAUUUGCUAGAUGAUAGGAAUCAUGGUGUUUUGAGUGCAGGAAUCAGUUUAAUGAUUUCAUUAAUAGAAAAAAAACCUCAAUACAAAAACGUUUUAAAAAUUCAUACAAAUAAAAUUGUAAAGAUUUUGAAAAGUUGUGUUAUGUCGGGAUAUUCUCAUGGAGCAGAAUAUGAUAUAUACGGUAUUAAUGAUCCUUUUUUACAAGUUAAAAUAUUAAAAUUAUUAAAAUACUUAAACUCAGAUGAUAAUAUUAAUGAAAAUGAGUCUACAACAAAAUAUUUUAACUUAAAAAUAGAAGAAACGGGAAACCAUUGUAACAAUGUAUUUAGUGAAAAUGAAACAAAUAAGCAUACAUCUAAUAAAAAUUUAUCAAAAGAAAAUAAUUUAUAUUCAAAAAAUGAUAUUAGUGUUAAUCAAAACAACUCAUAUGAUAUGGAAGAGGUAAAUUCUAUAUUGGCUCAAGUAGCUACAAAUACAGAUUCUUUGAAAAAUGUAGGAAAUGCAAUUUUAUAUGAAUGUGUUAAAACAAUCACAUAUAUAUCUACAGAUCCUGGUUUACUAGUAUUAGCUGUAAAUGUUUUGGGAAAAUUUUUACAGAACAAUGAUAAUAAUAUUAGAUAUGUUGGUUUAUGCACUUUACAGAAAUUAUUAAAAAAAGAUCCUAAAACAUUGCAUAUAUAUAGAAAUACUAUUAUAGAGUGUUUAAAAGACCAGGAUAUAAGUAUAAGAAAGAAAGCAUUAGAUGUUGCAUUUGCUCUUAUUACAAAAGAAUCUUUAAAAACUAUGGUAAAAGAGUUGUUAAAUUAUUUAUUAGUUGCUGAUAUGGAAAUUAAAGGUGAUAUUGUUUCUAAUAUUUGUGUUUCUGUCAAUAAAUAUGCACCAAAUAUUCAGUAUUUAUUAGAUACAUAUAUAAAAUUAUUUUGUUUAGCUGGAAAUUUUAUACAAGAUCAUAUUAAAGAUGAUUUCAUUUAUUAUCUUUUACAAAACCCAGAAUUUCAUUCAUAUGUUGUCUUUAAGCUUUUUUUUUCUAUUAGAGAAAAUUUAGAUCAGUAUGCACUGAUACAAGUAGGUAUUUGGUGUAUUGGAGAAUUUGGUGAUUUAUUAAUUCAAGAAAAAAAUGUAGGACCAGAUCAAGAGAUAAUAACUGUUACUUAUGAUGAUGUUUUUGAUUUAUUAGAAAAAAUAGUUAAAACAUAUGAAGGGAAUAGCAUUAAAGAGCUACAUAGCAUAAAUGUAAAAGAUCCUAUUCAUAAUAUUAUAUAUAAUAAAUCUCUAAAUAUUUUAGAAGACACUCCUAAUAAUGGUAAUUCGAAUGUAUGCUGUAAUAUAAAUGAAAAUAUAAAUAAUGAUGAUAAUAACAUUAUUAUGCAAUAUAUUUUGAUGUGUCUAAAUAAAUUAACAGUAAGAUUUCCUUCUCAAAGAAAAAAAAUAGAAAAAAUAAUUCAAAAAUAUAAAAAAAAUAGAUCUAUAGAGAUACAACAAAGAGCAUGCGAAUUCCACGAAUUUAUGAAUCCUCAGUGGGAUGAUAUCAGAGACUAUGUUUUAUUACGUAUACCUUGUAAUAAAAAAAUAAAUAAAAAAAAAGAAUUACAAGUAGAUGAAGAAAAUAUAUGCAAUGAUAAAAUUAUUGAUAUUUCUAAUAAAACAAACACGGAAAACUAUACAAUUAAUGAUAAUUCAAAUAAUGCAUGCGUAGAUUUAUUAGAUCUUGAUGAUGUGCUAGGUUUACAAAAUUCAGACAAUAAACAUAAUGAUAAUUUCACCAAUAAAGAUAACUUGGAUAUAAAUAAUACUUUUAUUAAAAAUAUUAACCAUAUUAUAAAUGAAGAUUCUAAGAAAAAAGAAGAUUUUAAUAUUAUCAAUGAUUUUAGUUUAAAUGAUAAUUCUAACAUAAAUGAAUCUGUAACAAAUAGAGAAACAAUUGUUGACAAUUUUUCAAAUACUAGUACGAAAAAUGAAAAUGAUUUAGAAAUUGCAAGUAAAAAGAAUGAAGAUAUUUUGGCAGAUCUUUUUGGAAAUAUUUCGAUUGAUCAACCAAAAAAUAAUUUACAAAAUUGUGCAAAUGGAAAUGGAUAUGAUUCUUUGAAUUUAUUUUUGGAAGAUAUACAAGCAGAUAAGCAAAAUGAUAUUUUAAAUUUAAAUAUAAUAGAUGAUAAAAUAGAACAGAAAGUUCAAAUAAAUCCAAUGAAAAUAUAUGAAAAAAAUGAUAUUGAAAUUAUAUUUAAUUUUGAAAAGGAAAAUUUAGAUUCAGAAAUAACUAUUAUUAAAGCUACAUAUUCAAAUAAAUCAAAUGAAUUAAUAAGUUCAUUUGUUUUUGAGGCUGUAGUCCCUAAUUAUAUAAAAUUAGAAAUAUUUCCAGCAUCAUCCAGUGAAUUAUUACCUUUUGAAAAAACAAAAAUUACUCAAGAUCUAAAAAUUGUUAAUAAAUUAUUUAAGAAAAAACCUGUUCUUAUGAAAGUUAGGUUAUCUUAUUUUAAAAAUAACGAAAGGUUUCAAGAUUUUAUAAAUAUAGGAAAUUUUCCUGAUACUUUAUAA